AUGGUGAGCGAGGACCAGCAGUGUGCUGGGUGGCUGGAAGUUUUCUACAACGGGACCUGGGGGAGUGUCUGCCGCAGCCCCAUGGACGAUGUCACCGUGUCCAUCAUCUGCAGUCAGCUUGGCUGUGGGGACAGCGGAAGUCUCAACACCUCUGAAGAAGAGCCAAGAGCUGUCCAGCUGCUGCCCCCUGCACAGGUACAUCAGCCCCGCCCCCUCCCCUGUGGCUCCCAGGGGCUCCUUCCUCCCACCAGGGCAGUCACAGGAGGGGCUGCUGCCUUUUCAGACAGAGAGAAGCUCCGACUCAGGGGAGGAGACAGCGAGUGCUCAGGGCGGGUGGAGGUCUGGCACAGCGGCUCCUGGGGAACCGUGUGUGAUGACUCCUGGAGCCUGGCAGAGGCCGAGGUGGUGUGUCAGCAGCUGGGCUGUGGCCAGGCCCUGGAAGCCGUGCGGGCCGCGACAUUUGGCCCUGGAAAUGGGAGCAUCUGGCUGGAUGGGGUGCAGUGCAGGGGCCGGGAAUCCUCCCUGUGGGACUGUGCUGCAGAGCCCUGGGGGCAGAACGAUUGCAAACACGAGGAGGAUGCUGGUGUGAGGUGCUCUGGUGUAAGGACAACAUUGCCCACGACAACAGCAGGGACCAGAACAACCUCAAAUUCUCUCCCUGGCAUCUUCUCCCUGCCUGGGGUCCUCUGCCUCAUCCUGGGAGCCCUUCUCUUCAUGGUCCUUGUCAUCCUGGUGACUCAGCUGCUCAGAUGGAGAGCAGAGCGCAGAGCCUUAUCUAGCUAUGAACAUGCUCUUGCUGAAGCUGUGUAUGAGGAGCUCGAUUACCUUCUGACACAGAAGGAAGGUCUGGGCAGCCCAGAUCAGAGGACUGAUGUCCCUACUGAAAAUUAUGAUGAUGUUGAAGAAGUACCAGUGCCUGGAACUCCUCCUGCCUCUCAGGGGAGUGAGGAGGAAGUGCUCCCAGAGAAGGACGAUGGGGUGAGGUCCUCUCAGACAGGCUCUUGUCUGAACUUCUCCAGAGAGGCUGCUGAUCCUGGGGAAGGAGAAGAGAGCCUCUGGCUGCUCCAGGGGAAGAAAGGGGACGCUGGGUACGAUGAUGUUGAACUCAGUGCCCUGGGAACAUCCCCAGUGACUUUCUCGUGAUGCUGUAUUAAAUAUGAGAUGAAGCCUCAGAUAUUCUAAUUGCC
Messenger RNA from Capra hircus (goat), 1187 nucleotides. Its product is annotated as antigen WC1.1-like. The transcript is spliced from 7 exons. The coding region runs from base 1 to 1143 and encodes 380 amino acids. Gene Ontology annotation, cellular component: membrane. NCBI's taxonomy places the organism in Eukaryota, Metazoa, Chordata, Mammalia, Artiodactyla, Bovidae. The record is from RefSeq and is a predicted model, not a curated record.